Rattus rattus (black rat) is the source of this 1014-nucleotide messenger RNA. RefSeq names its product NME/NM23 nucleoside diphosphate kinase 3 (gene Nme3). Gene Ontology annotation, molecular function: nucleoside diphosphate kinase activity. The transcript has 5 exons. The record is from RefSeq and is a predicted model, not a curated record. NCBI's taxonomy places the organism in Eukaryota, Metazoa, Chordata, Mammalia, Rodentia, Muridae. Bases 21 to 848 code for a protein of 275 amino acids. Gene Ontology annotation, biological process: GTP biosynthetic process; CTP biosynthetic process; UTP biosynthetic process.
GACACAUCUGCCAAUGAAUAAUGGGCCAGAUGACAGAUUGUGAUUUUUCAGGCGGCCCCUCGCCGAUUCCUCCGUCUGGAAAUAAACUCCCAAAAUGGCCUGUGUUGUUUCAUUAUGUGUGUACCGUUGGAAAAGGGAGGAAAGGUGGCAGUGUGGAGCAGAGCGCCUGGUGCUAUGGUACACGCAGGCAGGCCUUGGGCGGUACACUCAGGCAGGUCUUGGGCGCUGCCGCUGCGUUUUGGGCUCAAAUGUGCUGGGAUUGCAGAGCCCCAGGAGAGCCCGCGCCAAGAGGUCCUUUAAGGGUGGCCCCGCCCCCUUGCCGCUUGGUCCGCCUCAUCCGCCGCCAUGAUCUGCCUGGUGCUGACCAUCUUUGCCAACCUCUUCCCCUCAGCGGCGUGAACGAGCGCACGUUCUUGGCAGUGAAGCCCGACGGCGUGCAGCGGCGGCUGGUGGGCGAGAUCGUGCGUCGCUUUGAAAGGAAGGGCUUCAAGCUGGUGGCACUGAAGCUAGUGCAGGCCUCCGAAGAGCUACUGCGGGAGCAUUAUGUCGAGCUGCGCGAGAGACCUUUCUACAGCCGAUUAGUUAAAUACAUGAGCUCUGGUCCUGUGGUGGCCAUGGUGUGGCAAGGGCUGGAUGUCGUGCGCGCUUCGCGGGCCCUCAUAGGGGCCACUGACCCAGGGGACGCCAUGCCCGGUACAAUCCGUGGUGAUUUCUGCGUGGAGGUUGGCAAGAAUGUGAUUCAUGGCAGUGAUUCGGUGGAAAGUGCUCAGAGAGAGAUCGCUCUUUGGUUCCGUGAGGAUGAGCUUCUGUGCUGGGAGGACAGCGCGGGACACUGGCUAUAUGAGUAGACGUUACUAAAGUCAACAUUACCAAUCUGGAGGUUGUUGGUCUUCUGUGAUCGUCACAGUGACAGUGCUAUGUGGGUGCAGGUCCACCCAACCCAGUCUGUCCAGGGGCAACCACUUCCACAUCCCACCCUCUAUUUCCUUUCAUAAUAAACCGCAGAAAACCCUU